CGAUAAAUUAGCAAGUAGUGUGCGUUCAUCCUCCCACGCCUUUCUCCAUAAAGCUCCGAAAGAAACCCAAAACCCUUUCACUUCGGUUUCGAAAUCGAAUUGGCCCAAGGGGAAAUCAAUAAGCUGCGGAUAAGAGGACGGUAAGUACAGCAAAAGCAUCUCGAGAAGAAGAGGUCCUGACUCCAUCGGAAUGCAAACCCAGCAGACUCAAUCAGACGCUGACCACCCGGCGCCGGGAUCGCCGGUGUUGGUUUCUGCCGCGGUGGCGCAAACGAUCCAGCCUUGUUCUCCGCGCUUCUUCUUUUCAUCUGCUGCAGCGGCGAACCCCAACACCGGCUCCCACCGCCGGAUCGCGAUUGCUGUCGAUUUGAGUGAUGAGAGCGCCUACGCAGUGAGAUGGGCGGUGCAGAACUACCUCCGCCCUGGGGACGCCGUUAUUCUCCUCCAUGUACUUUCUACCUCCGUUCUGUACGGCGCUGACUGGGGCUCGAUCGACCAUUCCGUUUCAGAAGCCGCCGGCGAGGUCAAGCAUGCCGAAUCGGAGGAUUCGCAGCAGAAAUUGGAAGGUGACUUCGAUGCGUUCACCACCACCAAGGCGCAGGACCUUGCCCAGCCACUAGUCGAAGCGCAGAUCCCUUUUAAGAUCCACAUUGUUAAGGACCAUGACAUGAAGGAAAGGCUCUGCCUCGAGGUGGAGAGGCUUGGGCUCAGUGCGGUGAUCAUGGGAAGCAGGGGUUUCGGAGCUUCGAGGAGGAGCAUCAAGGGUAGGCUCGGCAGCGUCAGCGAUUACUGUGUCCAUCACUGUGUUUGCCCUGUGGUCGUGGUACGUUACCCCGACGAAGGGGGAGAUGGCGUUCUGCGGGCCAGGAAUGCUUCCCACUAUGAUGAUGCUACUGCUGCAGUAGCUGAUAAAGAUGCGGAGCUGCAUCCCGUGUCGGAGGAGGAGCAGGAGCACCAUGAUGCUUCCGACGGACAAAAAGGGAAAAAAAAGGAUUCAUGUAGCUGACCUCAUGUACAAAGAUAAAGACUUGAUGUUGUUGUUAAUGUAAUAUUCUUGGAUAAGAAUGUGUUAAAAAUUUUUUUAUUAUCUAUUAAUUCCAAGUUAAGAUUGAAGCAAUAUUUUGAUUUUGAAUUUCAGUUCCUUGGACUCUUAUAACUAGAAUGUGGGAAAGAAUAUUCUAACUUUUGAAUCCUUUUUGUAUGUGUUCUUUGUGUGAUAUAUAACCUAGCAUUGAUUAAUUUCAAUUUAAAAAUUGAAUUCGAUUUUGAUUUUGAAUUUCCAUCUCCUUGAACUCUUACAAAUAGAAUGGGGGAAAGAAUAUUCAAACUUGUGAAUUCUUUGUGGAUGGCUUUUGUGUGUGAUAAAUAGCCAGGUGCUUUGUGCCUUGAGAAUUAGAAAUUGAGAGAUGGAGAGGUUGUUUCUGGUAACUAAAAGAAAAAAUUAGGCAGAGGAGGCUAAAAAAAACAUAAUGAUAAAAUGAGAGAGGAAGAGAAAAUAAAAGAGUAAUAAGAUUAAAGAAAAAUAUCGCUUGGUUCAUUUGUUUUGACUGUGGUGAACUGUCAUGAUGGUGUGCAAGCGCUAUGUUGCUA
Messenger RNA from Dendrobium catenatum, 1590 nucleotides. RefSeq names its product universal stress protein PHOS32. NCBI's taxonomy places the organism in Eukaryota, Viridiplantae, Streptophyta, Magnoliopsida, Asparagales, Orchidaceae. The record is from RefSeq and is a predicted model, not a curated record. Bases 191 to 1006 code for a protein of 271 amino acids. The transcript is spliced from 3 exons.